CCUAUUUUAUCUUUCGUAUUUGUUUAUUCUGCAUGACUUAAGUCGUACAGGAAGCUUAGGUAUCAGCGAAAUAUGGCGCGCAAAUAUAUCCUCGUUCCCAGAGUCUCUUGCCUUGGGCCUCUAGCUAUCAAGCUUAUUCUGAAGGCAAAAUAAGCUGGGAACGUGGUUGACGCAAAUAUCCAAAGUAAAUAUUGGUUAACGUUGAAGAAAAGUUUAUUUGUAAGAAAUCUGAACUGCAUACAACAGCCUAGCAACAGAAACAAAAAUCAAAAUAUUAAAUAUUCAUAAGAAAAUAGCAAUUAUUAUAAAAUAAAAAAUCAAAUUCAUAUAACACACACAUGGGAAUCGCUUAUUUAAAAUUCCACUAUCUUGUAAAUAUUUAAAUUCACAAGAAAAAGUUCAAGAUGGCGGUCAAAACUAUAAAAAAGAAACCUCGCUUUGGCGCGAUAUUUGUAACAAAUUUUACAAUUUUUUGGUUAUGUGUUUGUUUGAUUUUGACUAUAAUCAGUAUCGGUACAAAUCGCUGGUACAUACGUCAUGAUGACAACAUCGCAUUUCAACAUGGCGGACUUUGGAACGAAUGCAUGGGGGAUAUUGACAGAACGUUUUGCAGUCCGCUCAGAAAUGUCCCUGCCUGGUUAAAGUCAACACAAGCAUUUAUCCUCAUUUCGCUUGUCGUCAUCUUCGUUGACAUUGUUUACAUUAUUGUUGCGUUGGCAAGAAAAGCAUUAAAAUUGAAAGUUAUGAUUGGUUUUUCCGCUGUCAUAUGUGGCACAUUUUUUAUAUCUGUUAUCAUAUACUCCAUAAAAGGUAUCGAAGCAUCAAAUAUUGAGCCUGGUUCCACAUUUAUUGUAGCCUGGAUGACAAUGCUAAGUCAUAUUAUUGAAGCAAUAUUGUGUGUGUGCUGCUUCUUUAUGAUUGCAGAGCUGAAUAAAAAGGAAGCAGUCGAAGCAGGUUUAUAUUUGUGAAUGUGGAAGCGAAGCUUUUGUUAACGGAGAAGCGCAGCAUUUUUGCCAGGAGCAUGAAUUGCUUAACGUAGUUAACAUUCGUUGUUAGAUGAAGUUAUCGCACACAUUGAAAGUUUAAGAUGGCGCCAACGAAUAGUCGACAGUGACGAUACACCGUUUCGGAAAAGAUAAUGGUUCUCUUGAGAAUAAACAUCUCCAUAACAAAAAAAACAAAAAAAAAACGAGAUAUUUCAUGUCUGAUAUUGUUUAAUAUGUACAAAAUUUACCUAUAUUACAAAUCCAUUUCUGUUAAAAUUUGAACAUUAUAAAGGAAACAGAAAAGACUAAAUAUCCAUUCUUUAAAAAAAGUUCGAAUUUCG
Molecule: messenger RNA, 1327 nt
Organism: Hydractinia symbiolongicarpus
Lineage: Eukaryota; Metazoa; Cnidaria; Hydrozoa; Anthoathecata; Hydractiniidae
Product: lens fiber membrane intrinsic protein-like
Exons: 3
Coding region: 405-968 (187 amino acids)
Cellular component (GO): membrane
Source: RefSeq, a predicted model, not a curated record